CACACACACACACACAGCCAUGAUGACAGCGAGCAGACAAAGGGCUCAUCGAUACACACUCACACACCCUCAUCUGUGAUCAAUCGCCGGCUCUGAUCGUCGCUUUCGCUUUGACACAUUUGCAGAAACAGCGGGAUUCGGUGAGUGUGUGUGUGUGUUAUAUUUAGAGUGUGUGUAUGUGUCUCCUCUAGUCAGGCAGAGGUUACACAGCAACACACACAUACACACACACACACACACACACGCGGCUCCGCGGAUCUGAACGGUUGAACUGCUGCUUCAUCAGAACCGACGGCGCGGGAAGCGGAUCACCGGGUUCGAGAUCUGCGUGGCUUGGCAGCGGUUCCUCGUGGCAUGACGACCACUAAUAAAGGAAACAAGGCCUUGAAGGUGAAGAGGGAGCCCGGCGAGAACGGGACGAGUCUGACGGACGAUGAGCUAGUGUCGAUGUCGGUGCGCGAGCUCAACCAGCACCUCCGCGGCCUGUCCAAAGAGGAGAUCCUGCAGCUGAAGCAGCGGCGGCGGACACUCAAGAACCGAGGCUACGCCGCUAGCUGCCGAGUCAAGCGCGUCACGCAGAAGGAGGAGCUGGAGCGCCAGAAGGCGGAGCUCCAGCAGGAAGUGGAGAAGCUGGCUUCAGAAAACGCCAGUAUGAAAGUGGAGUUGGACGCGCUGCGCUCCAAAUACGAGGCUCUGCAGAGCUUCGCCAGAACUGUGGCGCGAGGGCCGGUGGUGCCCGUGUCCACCGCAGCCGUGCCCGUGUCCCCCCGCGGGCCUCUGGCCUCCGUCAUUGGGCCCCUGAUCCCUGGCAAGGUGGGAGCCACCAGUGUGAUCACCAUAGUAAAGUCCAAGACCGACGCCAGGUCUUAGUAGCGCAAAUAGUGGAAGGUUGGUCAGUGCACCGUAGAGCUGCGGCCAGAAAUACAGGCUUGGCAGUUCAUGGAUUGUUUCUUACACUUAUGGAAUCAAUCGCGAUUCUUUCUGGAAUAAAUUUUGAGGCGCAGUUGGUAUUAUAGGCUAGUUUUGGACAGCAGAUGGUGCUCUGGACUAGUGUUUAACAGCAGACAGCGCUCUAGACUAGUUUUGGACAGCAGAGGGCGCUCUAGGCUAGUGUUUAACAGCAGACGGAGCUCUAGACUAGUUUUGAGCAGCAGAUGGCGCUCUAGGCUAGUUUUAAACAGUAGGUGGCGCUCUUUCGUUUUUAACAGCAGAUGGCGCUCUAGGCUAGUUUUGGACAGCAGAUGGAGCUCUAGGCUCGUGUUUAACAGCAGACGGCGCUCUAGGCUAGUUUUGGAUAGCAGAUGGUGCUCUAGGCUAGUUUUAAACAGCAGAUGGAGCUCUAGGCUAGUUUUAAACAGCAGGUGGUGCUCUUUUUUUAGUUUUUAAGAGCAGAUGGCACUCUAGGCUAGUUUUAGACAGCAAAUGGCGCUCUAGGCUAGUUUUAAACAGCAGGUGGCUCUCUUCUUUAGUUUUUAACAGCAGAUGGCGCUCUAGGCUAGUUUUGGACAGCAGAUAGCGCUCUAGGCUAGUUUUAAACAGCAGAUGGAGCUCUAGGAUAGUUUUAAACAGCAGGUGGCGCUCUUUUUUUUCGUUUUUAACAGCAGAUGGCGCUGUUGGCCAGUUUUUAACAGUAAAACACUUUUAAACCGGACAUUAAGGCAUACAGCGCCAUUUGUUGGUAAAAGUCUGAGCUCAAAAUCUAUUCCAGACAGAAUCGCAGUGAAUUGGUAAGGUCUCGGAAUCCGUGUCGAAUGGUUUCUGGAUUGGCGAUGCAUGUAUUUCUGGAAGCAGCUCUAGUGCACGAGGCUUCAGGUGCGGGUGGCGCUCUCGCAGGCCGAUGAACACCCAAUAAAACUCUCUAAUGUGGCUCACAAAACGCGGAAAGCACAUGACGGACGGUGAUUCACUUGGGCUUCCAAAACAUCUCCAAAUUACGAAAUCCGAAAACAUGCAGCCAAAUUCUCUCUUUGUGGAUCUGUGUGUGUGCUGUGACAUUUGUAAUUUUGUACAAAUAUUGGCGACUUUGUAUUGUGUUUUUCACAUGGGGUCCAAGUGUUUUAUUUAUAUGUGAUCAUUCAGUGUUUACUGUACUUUUUAUACGGCGUUCGGUGUUUCUUUUCUCGUCGGAUAUAUAUAUAUACUGUUCCGCCAUGUUUCCGUCCUUUUGUUUACGGACUGCAGGCACAAAACACUUUAAACCGUUUAGACUUCCAAACUCUUUUGGCGUGGAACUGAAGGAGGAGCUUUCCAUAGUGGGAGAGCGUCAGCCAAUGAGAAGCUCCCUUUACCUGAGCCUCGUUUAUGCACUGACCAAUCACUGAGGGGCGUGAGGAGAGGAGGCGGAGUCGAAUCAGCUGAUGUUGUUCAUAUGGUAGCUAUAUCAGAAUCUGCCACCAGUUUAUGAGCUCCAGGCGUCCGCUUCAGGACAGGAGGUGCUUUUAUCGGCAAGGCAAUAACAUGUUGAUGUUAUGCGGCGGUUGUGACUUGUUUUUCUUUAUUUUCUUGUUGUGUGAGCUUCGCACAAGUCCUGAGAAGUCUUGAGAAGUCAAGAAUAUUUUUGUUCUGUGUUGGCUUUGUUCAUUUACAUCUUUUAUUUUUACUUCUGCCUCUGAAAGACGGACCGUCGGGUGACAUAAACUGGUGAAAUCUCACAAGCUUUACCAUAACUUUGUUGCUGUGACAUUGCGUAACGUAUUCUAAGAAUCUUUGUCUAUAUGGUGGAGUCUUGAAUUUUAUAAAGAAAAAAAAAACGACAGAGUAUCUUGCAUUAUUUAUAAAACGUUUAAAAAAAAAAAGAAGUAUAAAGUUGUUUGAUAGCUCUCUUUUUUGCAAUUGUACCAAAAGUGGCUUAACUAUUGAAGUCAAUAGCUUUUUCUAGUGACUAGGCGCGUAAAACUGUGGACUAGCGCGUGUGGUGUGAUUUGUACUGGUGAGGUGGCGGUGUUGUUUACGACGUGGAUGUGAUGCUCUUAUCUUCUGAUUUCAGACGAACGAACGCAGGCCGUAAACGCCGCCGCUUGCGUCUUGAUGUUUGCGUGCUCCGUGUUUCAGCGGACGACACACAAACGCGCAGCGGCCGCAUGGCCUGCGUUUGAGUCCUUUUACGUGACGUGUGAUUUUAUAUAUUUUUGAUGUAAACCGUUUCUAUGGUAUAUUAUAUUUGUUGUUGUUCUUUUCUCUCUUUCUUUCUUUUAUUUUUGGUUGUUUUCUUGAAAUGCCAGGGAAGUGACUCUUGUAUCUGCACUGAUUGAAACAUGCGAUGUGCUCCGGCUGCUCUUCAUGCUGCAACACUGCUCAAAUAUCCCCCAUACAUUUCUCUGUCCUUUUCGGCCAAAUUUUGGUUUCUCCUUUAAGAAAAGGAUGUGAACUUGCAUUAAUGCUGCACUAGUAUUUCUUCAGAGCUACUGCAAUUAUGAGAUUUUAUAUAAUUGUUACAUCUUUGGACUCUUGUUUGUUUGUUGCAGCGCACAUAACACUAAAAUCAAUCUGUGUUGCUGCAUUACUGAAAACACCAAGUUAUUACAUCACUACAAUGUAUUUGAGUUCAUAAAAUACUGAAGAUUAAAAAUAUGUGCACGUGCAUAUAUAAAAUUUGAAGA
Danio aesculapii is the source of this 3599-nucleotide messenger RNA. RefSeq names its product v-maf avian musculoaponeurotic fibrosarcoma oncogene homolog Gb (gene mafgb). Gene Ontology annotation, cellular component: nucleus. Gene Ontology annotation, biological process: regulation of transcription by RNA polymerase II; regulation of epidermal cell differentiation. The transcript has 3 exons. The coding region runs from base 355 to 870 and encodes 171 amino acids. The record is from RefSeq and is a predicted model, not a curated record. Gene Ontology annotation, molecular function: DNA-binding transcription factor activity, RNA polymerase II-specific; RNA polymerase II cis-regulatory region sequence-specific DNA binding. Lineage: Eukaryota; Metazoa; Chordata; Actinopteri; Cypriniformes; Danionidae.